CUAGUAUUCUUUGUAUUUACAUUAAUUCAAUCGCUCUAUCAUUCCCGAAUCAAACAUUUUAGUUUUUGUUAUUCUUAAAACUCUAAGCUCUCAAAUAAAGAUAAACCAAACAAAGUACAAAAUAGAAGACAAAUGUUAAGAUAAAAAUGAAUUUAAUACGUAUAGUUCUAUUUAUUGGCGUGUUAAACAUAGUAGUUUCAGCGCAGUACAACCAAUUAGAGCAAAAUAAAUGUAUUAUCCCGAGAAUUCUUCAAGGAAGCUGGUUUUCGUGGGAAACUGGUAAGCCUACACAAACAGUCAUAGAUGCCACAAAAAUGUCAAAGCGUGGUAUAUGUGUAACAAUGUCUCAUCAUGGAGAUGAGUAUUCGUUUGUUUUCAAAGAACGGUCAGGGGACUGUUAUCACUGCGUUCGUACAAUUAUAAGAACAUUGAACGUGUUUGAGAAAGUGGAAGGACCCUGCGUUUCUAUACCACAAGGAACCGAGCCAAGCGUAGAAAAUGUUUGCAAAGGCAUUAAGGAUGACCGACAACUCGUAACAUUGUUUAAUGAAAAUUUUGUACCCAUAAAUUGUCGCUCAUCUUUGGAAGGCGUGUGGCAUUUCACAUAUCAAAAUCGUUUUCGAUUUACAGGCGUGUGUAAUAAGCCGGAUGCCCGUAUCCAAUCGUGCCAAACUGCUGGUACUCAGUUCUUAAUUCAAAAUCAAAAAUUUAAUGUCACUUAUCAGCAGUGUGAAGGUAUGGAAGGCACGUUUACGGGAAUCGUAGAAUACAGUUGUUUGGGAGACUGGUUCGUUGGAAAAAAUCAUUAUUUUGCUGUGGCAAACACAAAGGAAUCACGAAAAGAUGAGAAAUAUCGCUGUUUUCUUAAAAAUCGAGAUGAUGACCUGUACAUUGGUGUAUCCAUUACAGCUGAGUGUAAUACACUGAAAACACCAGAAAACUCUCCAGAACGUCUUAAGCUUACUCCUGUGAAAGCUGAAUACGUUGAGCCUGGAUGCACGCUACCUCAAAACUUUUCGGGAGAAUGGGUAAAUACAGCGAAUAUUGAUGCAGAUGUAUCUAUAAGUGAAACCCACAUCAAUGAAACAUACUAUCCCGAUAGAGCACGUUAUCGCCGUACAAUUUAUGUGUGCCGUGAACGAAGAGAUAAUCGAAUAAUGAUGGCUCGCUUAACCGUGGACGGUUGCCAAAAAGAUUAUGUGUGUUUCGAUUUUCAACCACGCCACCAUAAUAUCAUACGAUAUCGCAAGGGAUUAGCUGUUAUUAAAGAUGAUUUCAGCACAGUAUGUUCAUGGGUGCAAUUUAAAAACGCAGAAUCAUGGAAAUAUGACUUGUUUUUGGCAAAAAAUCCGGUGCCAGUACGUUGUCCAGUGGCAGGAAAAUUUAAUUUCACACAACGUGGAGAACAUCCAUUUAGAACAAGAAUUCUAGGAGGUGUAACAUUGAGUCCUCGGCCAAAUAUUCACUGCAAACAAAAUAUCUCUGAUUUAUCAGUAUGUGAUACUGACCAAAAGGAGAUGGCUGUUGAUGAAAACUACUGUCUGUCCGUCGAUCACUUGGGAAGACCUGUCGACAUAUACAGUGACCCCGAUUACCGCAUGAAAUGCAUUGGUUUUUGGAAAGAGAAUCUGAAAUCUUACCUUAUAACUUAUGAUGAUUUAGAUCCACUAUCUAAAUAUCGGUGUUGGGUCUAUCAGCGUGCAGACUUAAAUCGCGUGUUAAUGUCACAAGCGGUUGGAGCUUUUUGCAAACUAAAUCAAGAUGUCACAUCUUGGAAUCACACAGAAGGUGCAGCAGUGGCCAUUGAUGCCAUAGAAUACGAAAGAGAGCGUGAUGAUUGUCCUAUGUAUUUCGAUGAUGGUGCAUACCCGUGGAAGGAUUCAGAUGCGUCCAAUAUUAUAUUUGAUUGGGAUUUCUAUAAGGCUGCAGCCAAUCCUGCUUUUUCAUACUCAUAUGGCUUAUUUUUAUUUAUCUUCAGUUUUAUACUGUGCUAGGACUUAAAGAUGCACCAUAUAUCAGCUGUCACAAAUUACUUUUUGCUGAUAUAUAAUUGAAAUAUUUCACUAUGCAAUGAGCAUUGGAAUAGUCAUCAAUCUCUGAUCGCGUAUCAAUUACGAUUUUACAAACUCGAAUGUGUCUUAUUAGCGUUUUAGGAAAAAUUAUAAUGUAAUAUGUAUUCAUGUCCAAGUUUACAUCACAGAUGUAUGCUUUCCGUCCAUUUUAUUAGACUUAAGUCGAAAAUUGUCAAUACAAACCACUUUUUAAUAAAAUUAUAAAAUUCCGAACAAGAUA
Ceratitis capitata (Mediterranean fruit fly) is the source of this 2292-nucleotide messenger RNA. RefSeq lists its product as hypothetical. The transcript is spliced from 6 exons. Bases 147 to 1994 code for a protein of 615 amino acids. Lineage: Eukaryota; Metazoa; Arthropoda; Insecta; Diptera; Tephritidae. The record is from RefSeq and is a predicted model, not a curated record.